AUGCGCUUCCAGCUCUUGUUUCUUGUUGCGGGACGAUUAUUUCUCGUGUCCGCUCAGGUUUUGUUUAGCCAGCCCACGGAAGGGGAGGUUAUGAGCGGGGGGGUUCCUUUUGUUCUUAAUGUUGCCGAAUCGACGUCAGCGCCAUAUUUCAGCCAGAUGACGAAUUUUUCACUGUAUCUUCUUGCCGGGUCGUAUUCUUCUCCUAUCCCACUUUUUGCUUGGAACCUUCCAGACGUCAAUCCUUCUACUAUUGCCAACAAUGUCAAUAUUCCUUCUGAUAUGGGAACAAACGCAAUCGAUGCGUACUUCCUAGGAAUCCGUGGCACCAUUCUUCUCGCCUCGACCCUUUCGGUAACCUACUUUUCACCUCUCUUCACUCUUCAAAAUAUGACCGGUCCCUCAUCACUCGUUCCCGCGGGUACCACGAGAACACUUACCGCUGCCACGGGUACUGCUACGGGUACUCGAAUAUCAACACCAACAUCCAAGCCUCUUCCCCGAGCCAUCAACUGUUUGGAUCCAAACACAGGGUUAGAAAUCGUGGUUUCGAUUGGAGAAAUUUCAGUGGAUAGUGCAUGCAGCCGAUCAGCAAUCAGUAUGCUUGAUCUCCUCUCCACCCAAACUAGAUCCGCGACAACAAUUCCGACUGCGAGUUCGGCUUCGUCUCCAACGACAGCUGUCGGUAGCAGCAACGCAAACAACACAUCCACCAGUCCCAGCGCUCAAACAUCAAUCGGCGCAGCCACGGAUCAGAGCAAAGCCUCUGGACUCAGCGGCCGUGUCGUCUAUAUUAGUAUCAUCGCUGCGCUAUCUCUCCUAGCUCCAAUAAUCUGCCUUUGGCUCGCCCUCCGCCAUCGCGCAGCCCAAGCCCUACAACCCCAAUCACCCUCCCCAUUCGCCAUUUUCCGGCCCCUCUUAUCCAACCUCAAAAACUUUGCUGUAUUCUUCGGCAAAAAGGCUUCCCAGCAGCGCACACAGACCAGACCGAAACGCAAACACAGCGACGCGGAGAAAGGCGAAGGAUUGGAAGUCCAUGUUACGAGGUCAUUGCGCCAUAUGUCGACGAGGCAAUCGCAGCCAGUCGCUCCACCAGUUAAUACAAGAUCGAGUAUGGUGCAGCGUCGUGCGUUCGAGGAGAUGUAUACGAAGCGGGAGAGUCGGAAAACGAUCCUUGCUGAGCUGGAAGGCGAUGCUAUCAUUUCUGAAGUACCUGGGAUGCCAGCUACCAUAACGGAUCCUGCUGUACCGGAAAGCAGGUCAAAGUACGCACGUGAGAGUGUAGCGAGCGACAUUAAGCAUUGGAGGACGGACCUAGAUCAGGCGUUUGAUUCUUAUGAGGCGAGGAGACGCAGUGAGACGAUGAGUACAAGGACAGGUGCUGAAAAUGAGAGGAGUAGUGAACGGGAUAGUGUUACGACCAGAGGCACAACGGUUUUAAGCGAGGGUAAACAAGCAAAGGUGGUGAGAGGGAAGGAGGUCGCGAAUAUCGUUACGUAUACGAGGAAGACUGUCUCACCGCCUCCACCACUACCAACAUCAUCACAAACACAGACGCAAACAGUAUCAUUACGUACCUCUCUCCAAGAAAGAGAUCUCCCGCCAAUACCGCACAUCGCAGAGCUUUCCACCCUCCCUAGUCCCAACACCCACCGCACCGACCCUCCAAUUCCAAUAUCUCGCUUCUCGGUGCGUAGUGCAAGCUUACCGAGGAGCAACACGAUUUCAAAUCUAGACUCGAUUACAGAUUCAGAAUUCAAGGCGAAAGCGCGGGUCACACAGCUCGAAGAUGAAGUGUUCAAGAGGGAAGCGAGCGUGGUCGUUAGGGGAAUAGAGGAAGAGAAGAGGAUUAGGAUGGUUAGGCAGGAGAGGAGGGAGAGGAGGAGGGAGGAACUGCUUCGGGGUGGAGUUGGAGGAAGUGCGACUAUCGACAUGGAAGUCGUUAGGUGGGUGAGGAAAGGCAAGAAUGGCGGAGUUGAAAGAGACGGAGUAGAGGAAGAUGAUGGCGAGUAUAGAGCAAACACACAUGCUGCUAGGUCACCCUAA
Molecule: messenger RNA, 2043 nt
Organism: Cadophora gregata
Lineage: Eukaryota; Fungi; Ascomycota; Leotiomycetes; Helotiales; Ploettnerulaceae
Exons: 2
Coding region: 1-2043 (680 amino acids)
Source: RefSeq, a predicted model, not a curated record